CACGGCAACCGCCAGAUGCUGUCCAAGCCCCACCCCCAGGCCCCACGGCAUCCGAUCUCGCGAGAGCAAGCCGCGAGACCGGGCGCCGCGGUCGACCCCGGAAGUCUCCUCGGGCGCCGCUGGUCCCUAGGAUCUGUUCUCUGCCGUUGCCCCGAGGGCUGCGCUGUCCCGCUGGCCAUGGAUGAUACCCUGUUCCAGUUGAAGUUCACAGCAAAACAGCUGGAAAAGCUAGCCAAGAAGGCAGAGAAGGACUCUAAGGCUGAGCAGGCUAAAGUGAAGAAGGCCCUUCAGCAAAAAAAUGUGGAGUGUGCCCGUGUGUAUGCUGAAAAUGCCAUCCGAAAGAAGAAUGAAGGAGUGAACUGGCUCCGCAUGGCAUCCCGUGUAGAUGCAGUGGCUUCCAAGGUGCAGACAGCUGUUACCAUGAAGGGGGUGACCAAGAACAUGGCACAGGUGACCAAAGCUCUGGACAAGGCCUUGAGUGCCAUGGAUCUGCAGAAGGUGUCUGCAGUGAUGGAUAGGUUUGAACAGCAGGUGCAGAACCUGGAUGUACACACAUCGGUGAUGGAAGAUUCCAUGAGCUCGGCUACCACGCUGACCACACCUCAGGAGCAGGUCGAUAGCCUCAUUGUGCAGAUUGCUGAGGAAAAUGGUCUGGAAGUCCUAGACCAGCUUAGCCAACUUCCAGAGGGUGCCUCAGCUGUGGGUGAAAGCUCUGUGCGCAGCCAGGAAGACCAGCUGUCUCGGAGGUUGGCUGCCCUGAGGAAUUAGAGAGCUCUCGGCAGGUACCUUCCCUGCCCUGAGGCUGCUCCUCCACCUCCACACUUGUCCUGAUCCUGCAGGCUACCUUGGCUCCUCCUAACUUGCCAGGCUGGGCAUCUUAGAACCGAUCCUUAGGUUGGGCAGUGGGUCUGUGUUCUAGUUUGCACAAAUGUGUGGUGACUUCUGUGACUCUGGGUCACGUCUGGGAGAUGUCAAGCUCUUCUUUGUCCUUUGCCUCUGUGGAAUUGACACAGUUUGGCUACAGAUGUGUGGACUUCAGCCUAGUGCCGUGGGAUCUUCAGAUUCCAUUGACUGCGGACCUGCUGCUUGCUGUGGCCUGUGGGGGAUCAGAGCCACUUGUUUGCCAGGCAGCUCCUGGGAGCCCCUCUCUCCACCUCUGCAGAUGGGAAGUCCGGUUAUGUGACAUUCCUGAGUAGGUUCCUGUGGAUCUGUGUGAGCUGGAGAUGUCCAGUGCCACAAACACUGACCUGGGGCCUUUAUAGAUGAUGACCCUCCUUAAUCGUUCCAGGACUGAGGUUUUGGCUACCACUGCCAGCUGGCUGAGCCUGCUUGGAACUUCUCUCCUUGGUCCCCUUUCCCAGCCCACAGGAACAGAACUGGCACCCAAUUCUAAGUCUCUAAGUCCAGGUGUGCCUUCCCAAGAGAUUCUCACCCUCAUCAGCUGCCUCUGGAGGUAUCUUGGGCCACUUGGGCUGAACUGCCUGCCUAUCACUGACAAGGCCCUCCAGUGCUAUGGCUUCCUUCCCAGGCGUUGCAGAGCGCCACACUCCUGAGUGAGGCUUCUCUGUCUUUCCUGUCACUGUACAUGCAGGUGCCUCCCCUGAUUGCUGCCAUUCUGCCUUCUCCAAGGAAAAGCCAGACUGGCUGACAAAGGGAACCUGUGACAGUCUGCUUUGACUGUGGCCAGCUCUUUUUGCAUCCUUUUCUAGUGGGGGAACCUGGCUAAUGGAAAAGGUGGUUGCAGGUAGAUGUGAGGCUGACUGGGGCAGCCUGAGAGCUGUGUGCACAGGCUGCUGCUAUUUUGUAGUUUACUCAUGUUACUGAAACUCCCGUUAUUAUUUUUUUUUUUUUCUUUUGCCAAAGUAGAAAGCACGUAGCAAAUGGGGUGUAUUUGUUCCAGUCCCCUUCGCAGGCUGAGCACAGGCUGAGCAAUAUUAUGAGGUCAACAGUGCACACAGGUUGAUACACAAAUGGGAUUUUUACCUGAACUUGCUGUGUUUGGUUCUUUCUGUUCUGCACUUUGGGCCCCUGGGUGUUCCACAUGACAAGUUGGUAUUGGGGGAAAUAGUACUGUUGGACCUGGGUAUGGAGGUCAAGGUUCUUUUCUGGCCAUGGUUCCUUCCAUUGCUCUCUGAAAUCAACCCAUAUGAUGGGUAUUAAGAGUAGUUGCUGUCCCUCAGGGAUAGCCUGGGAGCUCCCUGGGUCCUAGAGGAUGCAGGGUUUGUGGAACACUAGUAGGUUGGGGAUUCUGGGGGGUGGGUUUAUCAGAGUGGGCAUGUGUGCCCUUAAAAUACUGUUGUAAGUAAAUAAAUUGUUUUCUGGAGACUUUC
This is a messenger RNA of Nannospalax galili (Upper Galilee mountains blind mole rat), 2330 nucleotides long. RefSeq names its product charged multivesicular body protein 1A (gene Chmp1a). Gene Ontology annotation, cellular component: multivesicular body; ESCRT III complex. NCBI's taxonomy places the organism in Eukaryota, Metazoa, Chordata, Mammalia, Rodentia, Spalacidae. The coding region runs from base 16 to 768 and encodes 250 amino acids. The record is from RefSeq and is a predicted model, not a curated record. The transcript has 7 exons. Gene Ontology annotation, biological process: late endosome to vacuole transport; protein transport; endosome transport via multivesicular body sorting pathway.